AUGGAGACCGAGGCCCACAGACCGCUCUGCAACAGCACAGUCCAGACCAGAGCAGAGACCGGCGCGGCAGAGACCGGCGCGGCAGAGACCGGCGCGGCAGAGACCGGCGCGGCAGAGACCGGCGCGGCAGAGACCGGCGCGGCAGAGACCGGCGCGGCAGAGACCGGCGCGGCAGAGACCGACGCGGCAGAGACCGGCGCGGCAGAGACCGACGCGGCAGAGGAGGCAGUGAUAAAGGAAAUGGGGCUGAGCCGCCUGAUCAGCCCUGCCAGAGCGGCCAAGAAGUGGGAGAACCUGAAAAAGACCUACAAGUUCGAGUAA
This is a messenger RNA of Knipowitschia caucasica, 321 nucleotides long. The record is from the annotation of a GenBank genome assembly. NCBI's taxonomy places the organism in Eukaryota, Metazoa, Chordata, Actinopteri, Gobiiformes, Gobiidae.